AUGAUCCACUACAACUGUACAACUUCCAUGAAGCCACAAGACUUGCUCCUAGGGGACGGUGUGGUGCAUAAUGGAAAAGUAAAGGAGUUGAGGAAAGUGUACCACAAGGCGGGAGAGGCGAACUGUCGCUCCGGUGCUGCACCCCAGACCUGCCAUUUUUAUAAGGAGUUGGAUGGUAUCCUAAGUGGCGACCUUACCUCCACUGCAAAAAGCACCAUGGAUACUUCAGUGGGUCUGGAGCUGCUGGAAAGUGUAUCUAACCCAGAGGAGGAAGUCAUUGAUGAAGAGGUGGAGUCUGAAGAUGGGGAACCCCAUGAUGUGUCCAGUCAGGUGCAGUUCUGUACUCCAGAAGUGUCUAGCCAGUCUCUCCAGUCGCUCUCAGGUGAGACAGAAGCAGGAGAGCAGACCCCUGAUUUCACCUUGAGAAACAACCGCCCUACAGCAGCAGAGCAUCUGUGCAAGAUAGGAAACUGGCUGAGACGGAACACGGAAGAUAUGUUCCAGAUCAUGCUGCAACAGUCAGAGGCUGAAAACACUGAACACAAGAAGUGGAGGGAAAGUGAAAAGCGGGAAAGAGAAGAGAAGGAUACUUACAACAGGGAUGCCACAGAGAGGCUGAUUUAAAGUUAUGGAUUGUCAAACCGACAUGCUCCAGACUCUCAUAACAUUGCAGACUGAGCAAAUGUGUGCCCGCCCUCUCCCUCACAGCAUUGUAAACUCUUUCCCAUGCACUCCCCAAACUCCCCCUGUGCAUUCCUUUCCACCUUCUGGCACUUUGCGCUUUCCUCUACACUCCACCCCCGCAGACAGCUGUUCCAAUGAAAGCUGGACCUAUACUCAACUAUGAAAAUCAUCCCCCUUCCCAAUUCUCCCUCCGCCCCCCACAACUGUGUAGAUGGCUGUGUGUGUCUGUGUGUUGGUGUGGUUUUUCUGUCAAUAAAAGCAGUGUUUUUAUUAAUAUUCUUUCUUUAUUUUCCCCACAAGGGAUGAUACCUCAUGGCACCAUGCAAAUCAACAUUUUUAUUAGUCCCUUGCAUUGAAUCCUAGGCCUUAACAAUCACAGUUGCUUCAUAGGCUACCAGAUUUAAGUAAUCAUUACAGUCCCAAGCAUAGCAACAACCAUUACUGGUUUUCUUGUUGGAAGUGUUGUUUCAAGGCAUCCCUGAUUCAUACAGCCCCACGUUGCGCCCCCUAAUAGACCCGAUAUCUGGCUGCUCAAAAUCAGCAGUUAUAACCAUUGGACUAUUUUCCUUGCUCAGGUCUAGCCUUCAUAUAGGCAUCACCAGUGCACCUUUAAGUAGCCAAAUGCACAUUCAACAGUCAUUCUGCACCUACUCAGCCUGUUGUUGAACCGCUCCUUACUGCUAUCUAGG
Chrysemys picta bellii (western painted turtle) is the source of this 1373-nucleotide messenger RNA. The record is from RefSeq and is a predicted model, not a curated record. NCBI's taxonomy places the organism in Eukaryota, Metazoa, Chordata, Testudines, Emydidae.